Molecule: messenger RNA, 1182 nt
Organism: Ostrea edulis (European flat oyster)
Lineage: Eukaryota; Metazoa; Mollusca; Bivalvia; Ostreida; Ostreidae
Product: neurogenic differentiation factor 4-like
Exons: 1
Coding region: 163-1077 (304 amino acids)
Molecular function (GO): protein dimerization activity
Source: RefSeq, a predicted model, not a curated record
GAUGUGCUCUCAAUUUUCCCGAUUUGGAUAUAAAAAUAUCGCUCCUUCCUAUUUUGGCCAAAUUGUAUUUGACAGACUUAAAGUCACCUGCCUUGUGUGUCCGAGUUUUUAAGUGCCUUAUAACUGUCGACGUUAAGUUUGUGUUAGCAGAAUUUAAUCAACAUGGUUUUUUCUCCAGCUAUGGAGACAAACUUCAGUUCCGAUUCAUCCUAUUCUUCUAGAUCUUCAGUUUCCAGAGCUGGAUCUGUGUCGGAUGUGGACUUUUUAGACAGUGAAUACAACGAUGUUUUUGCAAGCUCAAAUUCGCCAGUAGUUAUGGAAACUUCCACACCGUCUGGAGAAAACCCGACAACGAAACGCAAGCGAUAUAACAAGUCUAGAAAAAGGGAAAGAAGUCCAGCCCUGGUGCAAAAAUUGAAGAAAACUCGAAGAGUCAAAGCAAACGAUAGAGAGCGCAACAGAAUGCAUGGACUUAACGACGCACUGGACAGCCUCAGAAAAGUUCUCCCGGACAGUGCGACUGGGGACAACAAACUGACGAAGAUUGAAACUUUACGAAUGGCAUAUAAUUACAUAUGGACACUGUCUAAGACUUUAGAACUCUUGGAAAAAACUCCUACCCAAGAAGACAAAUCAGACAAGCAGAUGAUCGUUACACCUGGUGUAAAGCAAGAGACCGGUCCAAUGUCUUGUGCUUUAAAUGAUAAAGUUGCACCGCGAUACAAUGCUUUUGUCACAUCAACCGGUGAACCACACUCAGGAAACGGACAGUUCGUUGAAUACAUGACUCACAGUGUGCGAUUGCUCCCACAGACACAGAGGGUACAAACUUCUAACAAUGUCGUCUUCCAUCCCGUAUUUCCGUCCUACCCUACAUCUCCGGAGAGCAGUACGGGCGUUUCCCCGAUUAACUCUCCCGUUUCCACAAUAUCCGAGAUCUCUCCAACACAUUCUCUCCUUCCCGGCCCCACUAACGGAGUUUGGACCAAUGCUAUUUACAACAGACAUAUGCAAGCAAUGGCAGCUGAAGAAUUUUCAGACACUUCCGAAGGAUAUUCUUACGAGAUGUUUCCAUAAACUCGGACCUUAUGCAAGCCCAGUGUGAUAAUUACUUUGUAAAUUAUUGUAUUUGAGACAUGUGAAACCAGAUUAUGAUUACAUUACCAUUUAAUUAUAUUUAUG